AUUUUCACUUCCUUCAUGUCACUUUGUGAUGUACAUUAAGCCGCCGUCUCCUGUGAGCCGUCACUCUGGUUGGCAGGGUGUUGGGUGAACUCCUGAAUCUCCUCCGGCUGCCUUCGACCCUGAAGCUCCCCAGUUCACCAUGUCCAGGAAGGUUGUGAGGACCAGUAAGUUCCGUCACGUCUUCGGCCAGGCGGUGAAGGCCGACCAAUGCUACGACGACAUCCGGAUCUCCCAGAUGACCUGGGACAGCAACUUCUGCUCCGUUAACCCCAAGUUUGUGGCCAUGAUCGUGGACGCCAGUGGUGGGGGCGCCUUCAUUGUGCUUCCUUUGAACAAGACUGGACGCAUCGACAUGUCCUACCCCACUGUGUGUGGGCACACAGGUCCGGUUCUGGACAUCGAGUUCUGCCCUCACAACGACAACAUCAUUGCCAGUGGGUCUGAAGACUGCAGUGUCAUGAUUUGGGAGAUUCCAGAGGGGGGGUUGACCACGUCCCUCACAGAGCCGGUGGUCAAGCUGGACGGCCACUCGAAGCGAGUUGGCAUCCUGAGCUGGCACCCCACCGCCCACAAUGUGCUAAUGAGUGCAGGCUGUGACAAUGUGGUCAUCCUGUGGAACGUGGCUCGGGGGGAAGCGGCCGUGAGGAUCGACAGCGUCCACACUGACCUCAUCUACUGCGCCUGCUGGAACAGGGACGGAUCCCAGAUUCUCACCUCCUGCAAAGACAAGGCGCUGCGAGUGCUGGACCCCCGAAAGGGCACCGUCCUCUAUGAGCGGGAGAAGCCUCACGAGGGCUCCAGGCCCAUCCGAGCCGUUUUCACGUCUGACGGGAAGAUCCUGAGCACCGGUUUCAGCCGGAUGAGCGAGAGGCAGGUGGCGCUGUGGGAUCCGAAAAACUUCUCCGAGCCGCUGACUCUGCAGGAGCUGGACACCAGCAGCGGGGUCCUCCUGCCCUUUUAUGACCCAGACACCAACGUGGUCUACCUCUGUGGCAAGGGAGACAGCAGCAUCCGCUACUUUGAGGUGACAGACGAGGCUCCUUACAUCCACUACCUGUCCAUUUACAGCAGCAAAGAGAGCCAGAAGGGGAUGGGCUGGAUGCCCAAGAGGGGCCUGGAGAUCAACAAAUGUGAAAUUGCCAGGUUCUACAAACUGCACGAGAGGAAAUGUGAGCCCAUUGUGAUGACGGUACCUCGCAAGUCGGAUCUGUUUCAGGAGGAUCUGUACCCCGACACCCUCGGCUCCGAGCCUUCGGCCGAGGCCGACGAGUGGUUCGCAGGGAAGGACGCUCCUCCGGUUUUGAUAUCUCUAAAGGAGGGGUUCGCAACCACGACCAAAUCCAAGGAGUUCAAAGUUCACAAGAGUCUCCUGAAGACCACGACUGCUUCAGCGGGAACUCAGCCGGACAGCAGCGGGGAGGUGCAGUCUUUGAAGAAGGAAGUGAAGGACCUUAAAGCUGCGAUAGAAGAGCUGACCAAGCGUGUGAUGGAGCUGGAGAGCAAGCAUUAAAGAUGACAGACCUCCAAGCUAGAAAAUGCAUCAGAAGAGCUGAUGGAAACACAGGAGCACAACCUGACAGAGCGCAGAAACUGCCGUUCACUUUGGGUGGAAGUGAGACAAAGGGAUAGAUUAGGACAGAUGUGAAACCUUUCCAGUUUGAGAAUUCAUUUAUUUGAUUCUAGUGACCAAUUAAAUUUAAAAUAAAAAUACUUCCUUUUUAAAUAUAUGAUUUUAUUUGGAAUAAAGUCUUCCAUAUUUUC
Molecule: messenger RNA, 1761 nt
Organism: Oryzias latipes (Japanese medaka)
Lineage: Eukaryota; Metazoa; Chordata; Actinopteri; Beloniformes; Adrianichthyidae
Gene: coro1a
Product: coronin, actin binding protein, 1A
Biological process (GO): cell migration; actin filament organization
Molecular function (GO): actin filament binding
Source: RefSeq, a predicted model, not a curated record